Messenger RNA from Styela clava, 4372 nucleotides. Its product is annotated as inactive tyrosine-protein kinase 7-like. The record is from RefSeq and is a predicted model, not a curated record. Gene Ontology annotation, molecular function: protein kinase activity; ATP binding. Lineage: Eukaryota; Metazoa; Chordata; Ascidiacea; Stolidobranchia; Styelidae. Gene Ontology annotation, biological process: protein phosphorylation.
UAGAAUGAUCUGUUGUUUAUACAGUAAUACCUGAAUACGGUAAUAUGCUUCUGAUUUUAGAAUUCUACUGUUGACUUGGAGGCUAUACUAGCGAAUGGUAAAAUUAUCAGACAUAUUAGUUUUCUAGCUGUAAUUCCCCUUUUUAGUCAAAGGUGGAACAACUCUGCAACUGCAGAUCUGUGAUAAAAUGUUUUUAUUUCAAAAACCAAGGAGGUGCAGCUUUGUGCUAUUCAUUUCUGUUGUUGAAUUGUUAGCUGGGUAUGAAGCUAUUCCAGCAUCAUCUGACAAUGUAUUUAAAGUUCUGCCUAAAAGUCAAGAUGUUAAUCAAGGAAGAAGCGCUAUCCUGCAAUGCUCACUGAAAACAGAAUUUGUAGAUUCCUAUACUUUGUCUUGGCUCGAAGAUGGAAAGGAAAUAAAGAAUGGUCGUCGAAGGCAUGUGGGAUCAGAUGGGUAUCUCCAUUUGGAUACUGUUGAUAAAGAUUUGGAUUCUGGAAAAUUUCAAUGUCUUGCGACAAAUAUAAAAGACAGUUUGGACGAACAAGUUACUGAUCCUGUUACUCUUAAUAUCAAAUGGGUUGAGGUUGGUGCUGUUACUUUGCGGGUCCCAGCAGGAAAUACUGAUAUAUUACCUGGAGCCCGAGUCGUAUUGAAGUGCAAUGUCACAGGCAAGCCGGCACCACAAAAUAAGGAUAUAUCAUGGUUUUUGAAUGAGAAGGAUGUGAACAAAUUAUUAGAAAGAAAUAUUAUUGUUAAUAGAGGAAGAUUAGUGAUUGAAAAGGCUCAACUUGGCAUGUAUGAUGGGACUUAUUCAUGCUGUGCUACUGUGGGAUUGUUAGAAAAAAAAUGCAGUGUGGACAACUAUGAUCUUUACGUGAGAGAUAUAGCUGUUCCAUUACUGGUCACUCCACCUGAAGAUGUCAUUGUCAGGCUAAGUGGGAAUGCAAAAUUUGUUUGUGAUUUUGAUUCUAUUCCUCCUCCAACCAUAGAAUGGUCUCGGGAUGCUGAUAUUUUGAAACCAAAAACUGGCAAGGAUUGCAGAAUCUGUGAAUUCCCAAAUGGAACAUUAAUUAUCAAUGAUGUGAAAGAAAGAUUUCAGGGUAAAUAUACUUGCAAAGCGGCAGGAAUAAAAGGCGAUGAAAUGUCGGCAAGCGCAACAUUAUCUAUUGCAUACAUUGAUGACUUUUCCAACCCACAGGAAGAAAUUGAAUUUCUCGAUCUCGGGAAUGAUCUUGAAAAAGUGUGUGACCCUCCAAAUGCUCUUCCACCAGCUAAUAUUAUUUGGUUUAAAAAUGGAAAAAGAAUUGCCAUAUCUGAUGAAAGUGCAAGUCCUCGUGUUACUGUGUCGGGUCGAACUUUGGUUAUUUUAUCAAUCCAAGCAUCAGAUGAAGGAAAGUAUUCGUGUGUUGCGGAAAACAUGGCAGGGAACGUUAAAAAGUUUUUCAUCUUCAGGAUUAGAUCUGCUCCUAUAUUGAAAUCAGAACUUGUGUCAAGAACUGAGAAAGAAGGAGAUGAUGUUACAUUGAGAUGUCACGUUGAUUCAGUACCUGAACCAUUUUAUACCUGGUAUCAGAACUCUACACUGUUGAAGUCUGAUCCACACUAUUCAAUGACAGACAAUGAGUUAAAAAUAAAUGGAAUUAUGAUGAAAGAUGCUGCAAACUAUCAAUGCCUUGCACAGAAUGCUCUGGGACAUGUCAGCUCCACUGCAUUCAUACAUGUUGAAGAGCAACUUAAAUUUGAUCCACUACCCAUGGAUACUUGUGCAGAAAUUGGAACCAGAUCAGAGAUUGUUUGCGGGGCGCGAGGUGUAAAAAACCCAUCUGUUAGCUGGACUGUGAAGUUAAUUACAGGGGGUUCUACCAUUGAAGAUCAGUAUAAGAUUAUUACUGAUGGAGAUGGAAAAGCAAAUAAAACAUUAGUCUUUCUCGAUCCCAAGCCCGGUGAUGCAUGGGAAGCAUUCUGCACUGCCAAUGAAGUGGAUAACACUUUAUCAUCUAAAACAAAACGAAUAUUUGUAUCUGUUGGGAGAAGACCAGAAAUUAUUGUUCCUCCUCAAGGUGCUACUGUGUUCACUGGAACACCAUUCAGACUUGACUGCAAAAUUGGACCCAAGCUUAGCUGGGAUUUAUCUAAAGUUCAUUGGACAGUAUAUUCUAGCAAUUCUUCGAAAACAUUCAGCUCAAGAAACAACAGCGAAGAGGUCAGUUAUCAUAAUAUCAUGAACAAUGGAUCUUUUUAUAUCAAGAAUGUUAGCAAGGUGGAUUCGGCUACCUAUUUGUGCUCCUACACGGAUUGUGGAAUCACUGUUCAAGCAGAAGCUGUUCUGGAUGUUGCAGAACGAGACAAUCCAAUUACAUCGUCCAGUGAACCUGGUGAUAAUUUUGAUGACAAUGGUACUCCACAAUACAAGAAAAUACAAACAAUUGCUCUUGCGGUGGGAAGUUCAGUCGCAUAUCUUAUAUUAACUAUUGCUAUCAUUGUUUAUUGCAGACGAAAGAAUCAGCACAAUAAGAAUGUGGCGAAAGGAUCCGAGAGUAAUGUUGAGGAAAUUAAUGGGGAAAUGGAGGAAAGGUUGAUGUCUAACGGGUUUUCGAGCCAAGUAAAGGGUCAAACAAAAAAGAAUGGAGUAGCUAUGUUAAUGGAGCCAGUCAUACAUCUCAAUGAUGAAAUUGAAAGUUUGCAAUAUGAUUCGAAUAAUCUGGAACGGAUCACAGUCAUAGGAAGUGGAAAUUUUGGGGAAGUCUUUCUUUCCAAAGCACCUGGACUUUUCCCUAAUCUAACUGAAGAUAUUUUAGUUAUGGUCAAAGAACUUCAGCCACUCCAUUUGGAGAAGGAAAGCAAUCAUAGUGCAAACAAUUGCAGCAUGAUAGUCAAUGAUGAAACAUCAGAAAAAUCACGUCAUUUUGAAUUCAACAGAGAAAUAAGACUUCUGUACAUGACAAAACAUGAAAAUGUUGUUAAACUUCUUGGAGUAUGUAGUAAAUAUACAGACUCGCCUACUAAUCCAGAUCAUUUGAUUACGGAAUACCUUGAAUGGGGCAUAUUGAAACUGUGCUUACAAGCGUCGAAAGAAGGCAAGCUUCAGAGAUUCAACAAGCUCAUUAAGAUGAGAAUGUGCUGUCAAAUUGCAGCAGGACUUGAUCAUUUGACCAAACUCGGACUGACUCACCAAGAUGUAGCCACAAGAAAUUGUGUCAUUAGUUCAAAAAUGUUAAUUAAAUUAUCAGUUUUGAGUUUAACUGAAGAAGGAUUUGAAAAUGAAUACACAUUGCACAAUGGAAAAUUAUCACCAAUAAGAUGGAUGGCUCCUGAAUCUUUGCUAGAAAAUAAAAUUGAAUUACAAUCUGAUGUAUGGUCUUUUGGAGUAACUUGCUGGGAGAUAUUUACUUUCGGCGAAACACCAUAUUCUGAUCUUACAGAUAAAAAUUUUUUAGAUGCAAUGCAGGAGGGUCACCUUCCUACAUUACCACCCUUAGAAAAUUCAAAACGAAUUACAUCACUUAUAUCAAAGUGUUGUCAUGAAAAUCCAGCUUCUCGUCCAGAAUUUCAUCAAAUUGUUAAAAAAUUACAAUCUAUUCUGGGCUUGGAUGCAAAGUCAGAGAAACCAGCUGUCACAAGUUCUCGUGAAACUGAAGUUGAUGUUGAACAACCUCUGUUAUCUUCCUCUGCCCAACAAGAUCUAGAGGUUCAGUCCAAUGUCAAUCUUGAGGUUAAAACGUGAUGUUAAUUAUGUAAGUUUUGAUACAAGUGCUUGUGUCCAUGUAUUGUCAUUUGGAAUGAAGUUGGGCCACAGUACGUGCAGAUGUGUUGAUGUUGUUUGAGAAAAAGACUGCCUUUCAAAAUACAGAUCAGGGAACAUUGGGAAUAGAUUCAAUAGAAGAAAUCUAAGAACGCUCCGUUGGCAGUGGCAAUUUAUAUAUAUUUUUUAUACAAUCCCACUUGCAUAUAACAACAUUGCUUGUUUUCAUUUUUCGAAAUGGCUCAUUUGUUUUGUUGUUUCCUUCAAAUAUAAUCAAAUGUUUUCAUAAUAACUUCAAUUCUUGGGCAUUGUGACAUUUUUAUUUGCUUACCACACUCCCAGGUUCUGUUUAUGCCAAAUUUUACUGUUGUCAAAACAGACUGGAAUUAAUUUGGAAAUAAAUAUUGUCAUAAAAUUAUCGAUUUACAGCAUGCCCUUACCUCAAUAUUGAGUAUUCUCAUUUCAAACAUGUUUUAAAUUUAGAAGUGGGUAAAUGCAUGACCCCAUCCAGUUGACUUGGGCAGCUAAAACCUCGGUGUCCAUUAUCAGUAUCUGUAAUAUGUCAGUUUUGGCAUGCCUCCAUAUGCUUUGGCUAACUGUUAAUGUUCAUGUAGGUAAGUUUGAGAUGUUGUG